Caenorhabditis briggsae is the source of this 615-nucleotide messenger RNA. The coding region runs from base 1 to 615 and encodes 204 amino acids. The transcript is spliced from 5 exons. NCBI's taxonomy places the organism in Eukaryota, Metazoa, Nematoda, Chromadorea, Rhabditida, Rhabditidae. Gene Ontology annotation, molecular function: transmembrane transporter activity. Gene Ontology annotation, biological process: transmembrane transport. The record is from RefSeq and is a predicted model, not a curated record.
AUGAUUUAUCAGAUGGUUAUACCAAUUUCAAUGGGUUUCCAUGGAAUUUAUGACUACGACUCCAAUGAAAAAGCCUAUAUUUUAUGGUCCGUAGCAAUUGGAACGUUUUUGGGAACAUUUCCGCUACACUUUUUGUACACAAAGUUUGGCGCAAAAAUACCGUUCUUUAUCUGUGGACUUGUCUCGUAUUGUACAACUGCUUUGAUUCCAUUUUCUGCAAAAACGAAUUAUUAUUUUUUGAUAUUGCUCAGGUUUAUACAGGGAUUCGCCUAUUCUGCUGAUUUUGCUGCCAUCGGACUAAUCAACGGACGAUGGGCUCCAGUAUCAGAAGUCACCAUUUUCAUGUCCAUUUUAACAUGUUUCAAUGGAAUUGCUUCAACGAUUACAAAUGUUGGAACUGGUCUUCUCUGUGAAAGUUCUCUCGAUUGGAAAUGGUCUUACUAUCUUCAUUCGAUUUUUGGAUUUGUUCUUUUUGGAUUAUGGUACUUGGCAUAUAUUGAUUAUCCUGAAGAUAUACAACGAGUUUCGGAUUUGGAGUUGAAAAAAAUUCAGAAGGAUAAGUCGGAGGCUCAUUUGAGCAAAAAGUGUGAUGUCCCUUAUAAAGAAAGAAGCUAA